AUGAAGAAGACGGUGCGGCUGCUGGGAGGGCCGGGGAGCGAGGAGGGGGCGCCCUGCGGGGCCCACGCUGCCUUCCAGGCUGACGUGUCCGAGGCCGGGGCCGUCAGGCGCUUGCUGGAGCAAGUGCAGGCCUGCUUUUCUCGCCCGCCAUCUGUCGUUGUGUCCUGUGCGGGCAUCACCAGGGAUGAGUUUCUGCUCCACAUGUCGGAAGAUGACUGGGACAGAGUCAUAGCUGUCAACCUCAAGGGCAUCUUCCUAGUCAAUCAGGCUGCAGCCCAAGCCCUGGUGUCCAGUGGCUGUCCUGGCUCCAUCAUCAACAUCAGUAGCAUCGUAGGGAAGGUGGGGAAUAUGGGACAGACAAACUACGCAGCAUCCAAGGCUGGAGUGAUUGGGCUGACCCAGACUGCAGCCCGGGAGUUCGGACGACAUGGGAUCCGCUGUAACUCUGUCCUCCCAGGGUUCAUUAAAACACCCAUGAUACAGAAAGUGCCUCAGAAAGUGCUGGAUAAGGUGACUGGAAUGAUCCCAAUGGGACGUGUAGGGGACCCUGAGGAUGUGGCAGAUGUGGUCGCAUUCUUGGCAUCUGGAGACAGUGGAUACAUCACAGGGGCAUCAGUAGAAGUCACUGGAGGUCUUUUCAUGUAACUGCCUCAAGGACCCUGGACUCUGCUCACACCCCCACCGCUCUGCUUGGCCUCCUGCUGCUGAGGACUCUGAGUUCCCAGGCUACAAAAGGGGUGGCAGUGUAUGGCUCAGGAAUGCUGAAUAUGGGAGGCAGGGGUGCUUGUGACCCUAAUAAAUUCCAAAUCCUCUUCCCUGCCA
Messenger RNA from Vicugna pacos (alpaca), 822 nucleotides. Lineage: Eukaryota; Metazoa; Chordata; Mammalia; Artiodactyla; Camelidae. The record is from RefSeq and is a predicted model, not a curated record.